This is a messenger RNA of Cucurbitaria berberidis CBS 394.84, 459 nucleotides long. RefSeq lists its product as uncharacterized. Bases 1 to 459 code for a protein of 152 amino acids. Lineage: Eukaryota; Fungi; Ascomycota; Dothideomycetes; Pleosporales; Cucurbitariaceae. The record is from RefSeq and is a predicted model, not a curated record. The transcript has 3 exons.
AUGGCCAUCGCAGCAACAAUCGACAUCGCAGCCCCUCCUGAGGUUGUAAGAGCGAAGUUCUUGGACUUCGAAUCCCUCCCAAAAUACCACAAAGACUUCUUCGGCUCCAUCACCCCGCUCGCUCCAAGCAAGUCGCUCGCUCCAGGCAACAAAGUCCAUGUCGUAUUUGCAGGCGCGGGGCAAAAAAUGGAUGCAAUCAUUCUUGAAAACAAGCCUGAACACUUCCAAUGGAGAGGCUCCAUUCCCGUUCUCUUCACUGGUGACCACGGCUUCAGAUUCGAGCCCAGCACAUCCAUCCCAGGCGGCACAAAAUUCACUCAAGAAGAGUAUUUCAGCGGUGCACUAGGGUUCAUGAUGGGUCAGAAUGUCAUUGCAAGGCAAUUGGGUUUUGCGGCGAAGACGGUCAAGGGCUGGGAGGGAUUUAAUCAAGAGUUCAAGGCGUGGUGUGAGAAGAAGUAA